Molecule: messenger RNA, 1158 nt
Organism: Eucalyptus grandis
Lineage: Eukaryota; Viridiplantae; Streptophyta; Magnoliopsida; Myrtales; Myrtaceae
Product: BRASSINOSTEROID INSENSITIVE 1-associated receptor kinase 1-like
Exons: 1
Coding region: 1-1158 (385 amino acids)
Biological process (GO): protein phosphorylation
Molecular function (GO): protein kinase activity; ATP binding
Source: RefSeq, a predicted model, not a curated record
AUGGUGUUCAAUCUCCGAACCUUCAGUUUUUCCGAGUCCUUUGAAGAUGAUCCAACACCUCCUAAAAGCUUCUCUCUAGAGGAGCUCCAAGUCGCAACGCAGAACUUUAGCCUCAACAACUUGUUGGGUGAAGGUAGAUUUUGCCAAGCUUACCGGGGGCGCUUGGCCGAUGGUUCGCUAGUGGCAAUAAAGAGAGCGCUCCAUGUCGAUCAACAGAGUGAAGAGUGGUUCGAAGCAGAAAUAAAAGUGGGAAGCACAGUUUCGACGCACCCAAACGUGCUAUGCCUGAGGGGCUUUUGUAGGACCAAAAAAGAGCUCUUACUGGUCUAUCCCUUGAUGAUCAACUAUUGCCUAUCUUACGAUCUUAGAGAGAGACCAGAUCGGUUUGCCCGACCUCUCAAUUGGACUACUCGCAAGCGAAUAGCCUUGGGAGCAGCAAGGGGGCUUGCACACCUUCACAAUCAAGGUAACAUCAAGAUCAUGCAUCGCAACAUCUGCGCGUCAAAUAUACUGCUGAACAGGCAUUUUGAGGCCAAGAUAGGAGGAUUUUGGUUUGCCAUUAUCAUGGAUGAGAGAAAUGUAGAGGAAGGGACUAUUGAAUGGCCCACGUGCAUUCCAAGGUGGGGCAGGGGAGUCUCAUUCUCAUCACCGGUAGGAGAAAAUUCAGCAGAAUUUUAUGUCAAUACCCCCAUCCGUGGCAGACCUGGGUUUAUUGCCCCCGAGUACUUAAACACAGGAAAGUGCACGCUGAAGAAUGAUGUCUUUGCAUACGGGAAGAUGCUUCUCGAGCUCAUCUCGGGACAGCUGAUUUACAACUUUCCCACUGAGGUACUCGAUGACAAAGCUUUCUGGCCGAAGGAUUGCAUUAGGAAACUUAAGAAUGAAGACCAAUUGGGAAGGGUGAUCGAUCCCAAUAUGCAGGGGAACUACGUGGAAGAAGAAGCAGAGCGACUACUCCGACUGGCACUGCUGUGCUCACAUGAGGAUCCAUCUAUUCGACCAGAGAUGUCUGAAGUUGUUCAAAUGCUCGAAAGCCAGUUUCUUUGGCGGUACCCCAGUACCGGGACUAGUUGGAGUCAAAGUGAUUGUGACUCAACUCCGUACUAUUCUUUCCCUCCUUCUCCUUCUCCUUCUCCAUCUCUGCGGAUUGUUGCAUGA